This is a messenger RNA of Adineta steineri, 4116 nucleotides long. The record is from the annotation of a GenBank genome assembly. NCBI's taxonomy places the organism in Eukaryota, Metazoa, Rotifera, Eurotatoria, Adinetida, Adinetidae.
AUGGCUGACGAAAUAUCUUCUUCUUCUUCUCAACUGAGUAUCGUUGUUGAUUUAACAUCAUCACCGUUCAAUUUUAAAUCACUCUAUAGUAAUCUUUCAUCUCAAUUACCCUUAAAUUCUGAUCAUCAUUAUUGGCAUUUUGGUGGUCUUCGUUUUUAUACAAUCCCAUUUCAAUCUAAUUAUGAUGAAACAACUAUCAAUAAUAUUAUAUCAAAAUUAAGAUCCAUACAAAAUUCUCCAACUUUAUUCCCACCAUUUUGGAUUUCAUAUAAAGAAUGUCAACCACAAACAGAUUCCUCAUCUUCAUCAUCAUCUGAGGUUAUCAAAAAGAAUCUUAAAUUAGGGAAAUUUCAAACUGACAAUACUUUUCAAAUAGAAUAUACAUCAGGUUCACUUGUUCAACUAAAUAAAUAUGUUUAUGAUCGACAAACAGAAAUUAAAAAUGGUUCAUCUAUACAAUUUUAUUAUGAUAGAAUUGAUUUUGAUUAUGGUGGUAGUGAAGAAUUAAAUUUGCGGAAAACAUUUAAAGCUGAAAUCAUGGAUAGAUGUGCUGUUAUAAUGACUGAGCAAAAUAGUUUUACAUUAUUUAUUAAUAUGACUGGAAAUUCAAUCGAUUAUACAGGUACAAUUAAUGAUAAGAAAUUUAAUCCACCACAACAAGGCUCUUUCUUUCAUAAAACAACUGAACCAAAUAUUUCAUAUCGACGUACAGCAUGUCAAGAGUCAAAACCAUUUUAUUCAACAAUUCGUCUUGUUAUUUCAAUUCCAAAUGAUAAACUUAAUGAUGAAAAUCGUGAAGAACAAUAUCGAUGUUUAAAAGAUUGUUAUACAAGUUUCAUAGAAUUUUUUCAUCGUAAUCAUAUAAAUGAUUGUUUUGGUAAUAUUACAAGUGUAACAUCAACAAAAGAUUAUAUACCUACAUUAUCAUCGUUUAUGAAUAAUGAAACAAUGUCAUUUAUUCAACAAUAUUGCUGGCAAAUGUUAUUAUCUAUUGGUUAUCGAUUUCAGCAAAGAUUAACGGAAGGUUUUAUUCGACAUAUGAAUUUAAUCAAAGAUGAUGAUGAAUUUUAUCAGACAUCUCUUCAUAUAUGGCGUCGUUCCAGUGAAUAUUAUUUUAUUGAUUUACUUGCUGAGUUACAUGGUUACCAACGAAAAAUAGCUAAUAUAUCACAAUUAACAUCUCCUAUGGAUAGUCGAUAUCAAGAAUCAAUGAAAGAAAAAAACGGUGAACAAGAACGUUGGAGUAUACAUACCCCACCAUGUCAUUAUGCAUAUGUUCCAUCAGUCACGUUAACACCAACAACAAUCUGUGUUAAACCAUUGAAAUUAGUUAAAACGAAUCGAGUUUUACGUGCAAAAGAACAAUUUGGUGGACAUCUUAUGUUUGCUCUUGUUGAUAUAAAAGAAGAAAAUUGUAGAACGGAUAUAUUUCCACAUGACUAUCGUGCAUUACGUAGUAAAACAGAAAAGUUACUUCAAUAUGGUUUUGAUUUAGGUAAAAAAGGACGAACAUAUCGAUAUUUACAUCAUUCACAAUCACAAUUAAAAGACAAGCAGUUCUGGUUCUAUUAUCAUGAUGGCCAAACAAAUUUUUCAUUUGAAAAGGCAUUUGCUUGGAUGGGUGAUUUUCAAGAAGAAAAAGUUGUUGCUAAACAUGCAGCACGUAUUGCACAAUGUUUUACAAGUGCAGAAGCAACAUUUAAAAUUCCAUCAGAACAAGUUGAAUAUAUUAAAGAUAUUCAAACAGAUGAUCAUAAAUAUAAUUUUACUGAUGGUGUUGGAACAAUGUCAACAGCUGUGCGUGAUAUGAUUGAUCCACAUCGAAAAUUUGCAGCUAUUCAAAUUCGUUAUGGUGGUUGUAAAGGUGUAAUAUCUGUUAAUCCUGAUUUAGAUGAUGCUCCUCAUCAAUUACGUAUACGUAAAUCAAUGAAAAAAUUCAAUUGUGCACAUGAUAUUCUUGAAAUAUGUCGAAUAUCUAAACCGAGACCAUUAUAUUUAAAUCGACAAAUAAUUGUUUUACUUUCUCAUCGUUCUAUUGACGAUCGUAGAUUUCUGAUACUUCAAAAUGAACAUCAACAAGGUCUAUCGGAAUCUCUUGUGUAUCCAGAUCGUGCACAUGAAUUAUUAGCUGAAAAAUUAAAUCGAAAUUUAUUUCCAUUACGUUCAUUAAUCAAUGAUGCACAUCUUAAUUUAAUUCAAGAACCAUUUUUUCGUCAAUUAUUAAUAGCAAUUGGAAAAGUUGAAUUAGCACAAAUGAAAGAACGUACACGAUUGAAAUUACCUAAAAAUUCUGCAAGAAAUAUGAUUGGAAUUGUUGAUGAAUAUGGUGUAUUAGAAUAUGGACAAGUUUUUAUUCAAUAUACAGAAUUAAAUGGAGAUUAUAUGAAUAAUAAUGAUUCAGGAAAAGCAGUUAUACUUCAACAAAACGUUGUUGUAACAAAAAAUCCAUGUCAUCAUCCAGGUGAUAUUCGAGUCUUUUCUGCUGUUGAUGUACCACAAUUAAGACAUUUAAAAGAUGUUAUUGUUUUUCCUCAACGAGGAGAACGACCACAUCCAAAUGAAAUUUCUGGUUCGGAUCUUGAUGGUGAUGAAUAUGCUGUCAUCUGGUAUCCACCAUUUAUUCCAGAAACACCAAAUGAUAUUCCAUAUGAUUACGAUUCACAAAUUCCAAUGUUACGUAUUCCUGAUCGUCCAGUUGAACGUUCAGAUAUUCAAAAAAUUGUAUUAGAUAUUAGUGAACAAUCAUGUGCUGGAAAAUUAUGUACAAUUCAUUUAGCUUAUAUGGAUCUUUUCGGUGUUGCACAUCCAAGUACAUUAGCUAUUGCUGGAUAUAUAUCCCAAGAAUUAGAUUCAUCUAAAACAGGACAUCAUCCAUUACAACCUAAAGAAAUUAUGCAACUACAAUCAGUAUUAGGAAAUAAACGACCCGAUUAUUUUGAUAAACCCUAUCAUGAACCUUAUCCAUCAAAACAUAUACUCGGUCAAUUAUUUCGUUCAUGUCUUCGUUUCGAAUCAAAUUGGGAAACAGUUCAAACACCACCAACAACUGUAUGUGAAUCACCAAUUGAUCCAUUACUUGUACAUGAUUUACAUUAUGAAUUUACUACAGCUGUUAAAGAAAUCGGACGUAUAUAUCGUGAAGCUAUUAUGGAUAUCUUAUAUGUUUAUCGUUUUUCAUCUGAUGUUGAUUUACUUUGUCGAUUUGAUUCAUCAUUACAAUAUCGAACAACUUUAUCUAAACAACAAACUGAAUCAGCUUGUCUUAUUGCUGAUUCAGCACAAGUUGAAUUAAAACAAUUAAUACGUCGUAUACGUAAAAUAUUUUAUGAAGAUUUAAAUUCAUGUGAUAAAUCGAGUUCAUAUCGUUGUCAUUCAAAUUGUAUACAAUGUGCUGAAAGAAAAAUGGCUAAAGCCAGUGCAUUAUACAUAUUUUGUUAUACUGAUACACAACAUGCAAGACGAAUGUUAAGUUUACCAUGGUUAUUUGCACCAUUAUUAAUUAAAACACGACAAUUAAAUAUAAAAAAACAAACAAAAUUAUUAUCACCAAUGUAUGUUGCACAAAUGCUUGAAAUUCAACCAUUUCGUUUAAUUGGUCAAUCUUUACGAAAUGCAGUUCAACAUUUAAUUGAUACAAAAGAAUCCUUUUAUUUUCAACAUACAUAUUCAUCUGAAACACCAACUACAGUUACUGUUACUCUUCGUCCAAUAUCAUCGGUCAAGCGUCUUUUUCGAAAACUUGAAUUACCACUAAUUGAUUAUCUAUUAAUUGAAGUUUUUCAUCAUUAUGUUUCUGAUUCUCUAUCGGAAGCUCGUUCACCAGUAACGACAGCAAAACCAGCACUUGUUACUUCAGUUUGGCAACAUAUUUUAACACGUUUUGUUCUUAAUGAAUGUUCACCAUUACUUCUUUUAAAAGCAACGAAUUCAUCAAAAAUAAAAGAUUUAUCAUGUUGGUCAGAUGAACAAGCAUGCAUGACAUUACAACGUUUUAUCGAUAUUAGUACUCAAUGUGCUGAUCAUGGACCAAAAUCAAUUGAUUAUGGACAUGCACAUGAAUAUUUUGUUUCAAUUCUUCAAAAAAUGGCUACAACAGGUUCUCUAUUUUCAAAUUAA